Manis javanica (Malayan pangolin) is the source of this 7007-nucleotide messenger RNA. Lineage: Eukaryota; Metazoa; Chordata; Mammalia; Pholidota; Manidae. The record is from RefSeq and is a predicted model, not a curated record.
GCGCGUCCCGCCGGGGCGGCUCGGCUCCGCUCACAGAUUCAUGUGCUGAAAAAGUGGAGACCUUCCACAGCCUCAGGGAGACCUGAGGAGGGGCCACAGGCCACCUGCCUGGAGCUGCUGCCUUUAGCUGGACGCUGUUCGAAGUCUAAUUUCUGCUUCCCAAGAUGGAAGAGGAUGCAGGCCUGUUGGCUAAGGUGGAGGCUCUGGACAGUGUCCCACUCGUGGAAACUGAAAGAGACAAGCUAGAGGAUCCCGGGUUUGAGGUGGUGUCUCCUCCGCCAGAAGCUGAGGAUGAGCCGCAUGUGAGAUGCAGCCGUCCAGAGAAAGGGCACAGCGCCACCGAUGCUGACAAAAGGGAGGAGAAAUCAGCCGCCCGAGACAGAAUCCAGGUGCUCCACCUGCGGAGGACCUUGGACCACCUGGAGAAGCUGCACAGAGAGAAAGACCUCUUCAUAGAGAAAACCAGAGAGGAGCUGCGUGCCUGCCGCCAGAGGGUGGGCCUUCUCACCGAUCAGCAAGACAGCGUGGCAGCCCGGGUGGCCACGGAGAGAGAGGCCACCAACACGGCAGCUGUGGGCCGCCUCCAGGCCCUGUCAGGACGCCUGCGCGUGGAGCUGGAGAAGGAGCAGUGUCUGCAGGCGCGGGUGGCGGACACCCUCCGUGAGAGCGAGAGCACCAUGUGGCAUAUUGAGAUCCAGGAGGGGCGGCUUGAAGGCGUCCGGAAACGUGCCCAGGAGGAGGCGACAUCUGCCAGGAGGUGCUUGCAGGUGCAGGCGGCCAGGCGCAGGGAGGAGGAGGCUUUGGCGAAGGCGGAGAGGAACCGGCUGCUGAGGGUCAGGAGGUCCAUGCACCUCCAGAAGGAGCACGGGGUCCGGCACCAGAGGCUGGUGGAAGAUGCCCAGAAGAAUCACAAGGUCGCGGUGAAGCUCCUCAAGGCCUCCCUAGGCAGGAUUCGAGAGCAGGAGAAGAAGGGGAGGAAGGAGUCCCUGGAGCACCUGAAGCGGCGCAUGGAGGCCGUGCUGGCGCUCAAGGGGAGCAUUGCCGCCAACCGGGAAACGCUGCGGAAAUUUCAAGCUUGGGGCCAGGCCAAGGCAGCACUGGCUGAGCAGAGGGCCCAGGUGGAGAAGGCGGAGAUUCUGGCCCAAGGGAGGGACGCUUUCAAGCACCUUUUCCACCAACGCCGGUAUCAGGAGCUGGAAGCCCAGAACCGUGCAUUUGAGGAGGAGCAGAGGCUCCGAAAGCAGGAGAUUGUAAGUCGGAUUUUGAAGGAGGAGGCCAAGGAGGAUGCCAGGAAGAAGAAAGCAUGUCCCCCUGCCAAAGCCACAGCUCGAUUAACGCUGAGGGACAAGGCCUGGAGCUACGUGGCCCACGUCUGCGAAGGGAAGGCCACGGCAGCCAUGCCCUGCUGCCCACUGCAGCUGCAGGAGAUCGGCAGCCCCGCACAUCCCAGAACCUCUCGGCUUGUGGAAGCCAUAUCCAGUGAGUCAGUCCAGGGGGGCCCCGGGAACCUCACCAGCGAGAGCAGCACGCUGGCGGAGCCGGAAAUCCCCGGGCUUUGGAGUGAAGACUGUAGUUCGUACCAGGUGCCCAAAGAGGACAUGGACCAAAAACCUGUGCGUGGGACAAAGGUGGACAAGGAUAUCCUGGCCUGCACCGUGGAGCAGCUGACCAGCAGGAUAGUCCACAAGCAGGUGGCGUCUGGGCAUGCAUUCAAGGGUCAGCCCUUCCACAGCAAACCCAAGCUCAUCCACUUCAAGGAUUUUGACAUUGGCAAAGUGUAUAAGAAAAAGAUCAGGUUGGUAAACGCAACCUACACGAUUAACUACUGCAAGCUGGUGGGUGUGGAGGAGCAUCUCAAGGACUUCGUCCACAUCGACUUUGACCCCCCUGGUCCCAUGUCAGCUGGGAUGUCCUGCGAAGUGCUUGUCACCUUCAAGCCCAUGAUAAACAAGGAUCUGGAAGGAAACGUCUCCUUUCUGGCGCAGACGGGCGGCUUUUCCAUUCCACUGAAAUGCUCAGCAAAGAAGUGCUCUGUGUCCCUUGACAAGGAGCUCGUUGAUUUUGGGAGCUGCGUGGUGGGUGAGACUGCCUCCCGGGCCAUCACACUGACAAACGUCGGCAGCUUGGGCACCACAUUCAGGUUUCUCCGGGUGUCGGAGUCCUGUGAGGUGGACGCCUCCCCGAACGGCCUCUUGACAUACAAAGACAAAGGUUUUUAUGAUGAAAUCGUCCCCAGCUUUUCCAAGGGGCACAAGGAUGGCGAUGAGUCCUCCCCUCUAGACGCCCCAAGCCCGAAGGAGUCUGGGAAAUUGGGCAGCAAGGAGCUGGAAGUGGGUCCUGCAGAAUCGGAGGGCAUGACCGUGCCCACCAUCACGGCCUUACCUGUCGGUGAGGACCAGGUGGAGAUCUCGCUGGGAGAGGUGACAGAGGGCGACAUCAGCCCCUUCAGCUCCAUCAGAGUGCCUGUCAUCUUCACCCCCGUCGUCCCAGGAGCAGUGCACACCAGGUUCAAGGUCAUGUUCAAGAAUCAGCAGUGCCCAGCACUGUGUUUCAGAGCUGUGGGCGUGGCCAUGGACGUGCCGGUCUGGGUCCCGAAGCCUCACGUGGACCUGAAGAUAUGCAUGUACGACCGGCUGUACCAGGACUCCGUCCUCGUCCGUACGCGGUCAAAAGCCACCCUGCGCCUCACGUUCGAAGUGUGCAAGGAGCUGAGGGCCCACAUAGAGCUGCUGCCUGAGACCGGCUACAUCCAGGCCCUGUCGUCCUACUCAGUGCAGCUCAAGUUCCUGCCGCGACACUCCCUUCCAGAGGACGCGGGGAAGUAUUUCGACAAGGAAACCAGGGUUCUGGAGGCCCCAGUGACAAUACGGGUGGCUGACCAGAUCAAACCCGUGGUGUUUACCGUCCAUGCCAUAGUCACCACCUCAGACCUGGAGCUCAACCCCCCAGAGGUGGACUUUGGCUACUGUACCAUCUACGAGGCCAUCAGGACCCAAGUCAGCCUGUGCAACCACUCCCUCCUGCCCCAGGAGUUUGGUUUCGUCGGGCUCCCCAAGUUUGUGGAUAUCCAGCCCAACGACGGAUUUGGGACAAUCUUGCCGCUGGAAACCCUGCCCCUGGACGUGACCUUCCAGCCCUCUGAGGCCAAGGAGUACAACUUUGAGCUCCUCUGCAAAUCGGAGAUUGGCCGGUGCUUCAGGCUGACGUGCCGAGCUGUGGGGGUCCGCCCGCCCCUCGAGCUGUCCCACCACCAGAUCAAGUUUGCAGCCACCUCCGUGUACGGCACGUCCGUGGCCGCUCUGUACGUCAUCAAUUCGCACCUGAGCACGAGCCCCCUGACUCGCUCCAUGCCCCGCAUCGGCUCGGCGGGUGCCUCCCCCGUGGGGCCCACCACUUUCGAGUUCCUGCUGCCCCCAGACUCGCCCAUCACCAUCUCUCCCUCCGUGGGGACCGUGCUGCCAGGAAAGAAGUGCCUGGUCCAGGUGGCCUUCCAGCCUGGGCUGUCCAGCAAGCUGGUCCGCAAGGAAGCCUUCCAGGCUCUGGCCAAAGAACUCAAGGCCCACAAAGACACAGCCACCCCGAGGAAGGACCUGCAGAGACUGUCCUUUUCGAGGCUACAACUCCAGGACCAAGGCCAGCUGGUCCAGGCCUCCGCCCCGCAGCCCCUGGAGCUGCAGAAGCAUGGUGUCAACUCCCGCUCCGAUGAGUACCAGGCCUCACAGGCCGCCCUGGCCAGGUCUUUCCAGGGGAAGUUUGACAAGUUUGUGGUCCCCUGUGUCCUUGCCAGUGAUGACAUCAAAGACAGGAAGGGGAUGGAGCCACUGAGCUUCAGCCCUCACAACACCCUGUUCCUGGAGCUGUGGUGUCCGGCAGUGGCACCAGCCAUUGUGGUGACAUCUGACAAAGGCAAAACCAUUUCCAACUUCGGUGACAUUGCUGUAGGACACCGCUGCAUAAAGAAGGUCGCCAUCCAGAACAUCUCCUCUGAGGAUCUCGCCGUGGACUUCUCCGUGCUGAACCCCAGUGGCCCCUUUGUCCUGCUGAACCCCAUCAGAGAGCUGGCUGCGGGCGAGACCCGGGUCCUGGCGCUCUCCUUCUCCCCCCAGGAGACCGUCCCGGCCCAAGAAAUGCUGGACGUCAUCACCAGGCGAGGCACACUCUCCCUGACCCUCAUGGGCACCGGUGUGGCAUCCACGAUCGCAUGCUCCAUUGAAGGGGGCGUCCUCAACAUGGGCUAUGUGAUCGCCAGAGAGUCGGUCUCCUCAGGCUUCCAGCUGCAGAACAACUCCCCGUUGCCCAUCAAGUUCUCCAUGCGGCUGGACAGCCUCUCCAACGCCAGGACUGAAGGCCGGCAGCAGGUGCCACAGUUCCUGGCCUCACGGGACCAGAGGACGGACAUCGUGGGCACACAGAACCUCAGUGGCCAGAGUGUGUUCAGCGUGGUCCCGGUUGAGGGCAUCCUGGAGCCCAGCAGGGCGCAGGACUUCACAGUGACCUUCAGCCCAGACCACGAGAGCCUGUACUUCUCCGACCAGCUGCAGGUCAUGCUCUUUGACAAGACGCUGUCCCACCAGAUCCUCUUGAAGGGCGCUGCCCGCGAGCACAUGAUGUUUGUGGAGGGUGGAGACCCCCUGGACGUACCUGUGGAGUCCCUGACCAUGACCCCCACCUUGGCCCUGGAGCGCAGGGAAGAAACCGAGGAGCUGAAGCCCAUCCUGGUGACCCUGAACUAUGUUCAGCUAGACGCGGACACGCCAGCCCCACCUGCCACCCGAGAGCUGCAGGUGGGCUGCAUCCGAACCACCCAGCUGACCCAAAAGAAGAGCAUCGAGUUCGGCCUGGACAGCAUCGCCUCCCUGCAGCACAAGGGCUUCACCAUCGAGCCCACCAGAGGCACAGUAGAGCGCGGCCAGACCAAGACCAUCAGCAUCUCCUGGGUGCCGCCUGCAGACUUUGAUCCGGACCACCCACUCACUGCGUCAGCCCUGCUGCAGCUCCGGGGGGCUGUGAAGGAGACCUACAAGGUCCUUUUUGUAGCCCAGGUUGUGACCAGCCCCUGACAUGACAGAAGUCUCUCCCCAGAGACCCCUCAGGCCCUCCUGCUCACCCCGGAAGCCCUCCCCUGGCCCCCAGGUUUGAUGGGUAGCCCUUUGCAUGGCCCAUGGCCAGGGUACCCCUGCCCCUGCCCCUAACCCAGUGAGCUGGGAGCCAAGAGCACCCCCUCCCCCGGCCCCCACACUCCCGAACCAGCGAUGAGGCCAGUCCUGCCCACAACCUACUCCUAGCCUGAGCCCCUCCAGGCCCCAGGCCCACCAGCAUCUAUUCAGCUUUUAGAGGCUCUGGUGGAAGGAAGAGCUGCCCCCGCAGGUCUGUCAAUAAACCCCCUGUGUACCUGCCUGCAGUGUUGGCUACAGCGAGUGAUUCAUGGGCUGAGUGCAGAUGAGAGGUGGGGAGAGGGCCCUGGGGAGGCAGCCCUCCGCCUCCCACCCCCACACAGUGUGUAAGGCAGUGGCCUCUGCCCUCUGGAAGGAGGGGCUGCGCGGGAGAACUGGCCAGGCGGAGUGCCGGGGCACAGGGCCGCAGUGUGGAGUGGCCCAGACCCAGAGGGGCCCAGCGAGGAAGGGCAGGAGGCCCAAAGUCAUGGUGGCCUUCAGGCCUCCCUGCCCCUCCCAGGACACAGGAUGCCUGACGACCCCAAGCAGGGAGGCAAAUGCCAGAGACACAGCCUCCCUCACGUCCUCCCUCAGGGCCCAGCUGGAGUCCAUGGCCACACCCGGCAUAUGAGUUAGGUUCUCUGCUUUGCUGAACUGAGUCUGGGCGCUGCCAUCUGGGCCACCUGACUCCUCAAGUUAGAAGCCCCCCAGCCCGUGAGGUGCUCCUGGGAGCCCAGAAUGGUGCCCACACCCCAGCCCCUGCCUUCUGGAGAGUGGCUGGUUGGACACAACCCACGGAGCCCAAUCCAGCCUGGCCAGCCACCAGGAGAGCACACGCACCCUCCCCGGCAGGACUGGGAGGCCUUUCCUGAGCGCAGGUUCCAGGGCUCACCCCAGCCCCACAGUGUCCCUGAUGCCUGGAAGCCUGCCCUCUCCCUGACCUUGAGCCGGUGGUGGUGACCCCUGAACAGCAUUUUGCAGGACUUGCAUCUGAUGGGCAGACCCAGGUCUCUUCCUGCGCCUUGCUGGGGCUGACCGGCCACGGCCCUAGCUGCUUCCUCACCAGAUAAGAGAAUAGGGAAGUGUCCCGCUCCUGCUGGGCACAGGCCCCCGGAGAAACGGUUCCCUGCAGAGCGUUGUCCCUGCUGCCGCCUCAGGCCGCUCCCUCCUAAGCCCUGGCCUGGCCCACUGCUAGUGGCGUUGACCAAGGCCCUGCCUGAACUCCUGCAUGCUGGCUGGACUUCUGCCCACCCUCCUCCGUCCUGAGCUGGGCCUGAAAGGCAGGCAGGGCAGGAGGGAGCAGGAAGGCCAGCCAGCAGCCCAGCUCAGCUAGCCUGGCUGGAGCAGGGCCGGUGGAAGGGGCCCCGGGGUCAGGCACAGUACUGAAGGAGCAGGUGCCUGGCAGACCCAGGCAGCGGGGAGCAAAGCCAAGGAGGCCCUGCCCUCGGGGGUGGGGUCACCCCCCUUCCCGUGGAAGAGACCCAUAUAGAGUGUAUCCUGAGUUCAGUGAAGACAGGUCAGGGGCAGCUGCCCUCCCAGCCUCCACGGACCAGGCGGACCACGGUGCUCCUAGCUGUGCGGACCACCUCCUCAGCCUGACCACCACUUGGCGGACUGUGGCUAAACUGUGGGGCUGGGGUGCGGGUGAGGACUACCGGAGGCAAUGACCCCCAGCCUUCCUGGUGGAGCGGACGGCAGGCACUUCCGGACAGACGAGGUCGCUCAAGCGCCACGGCGAGGAGCCGGCUGCGAUCCGAGUGGGGUGGUCGGCCUUCCCCGGGCCGGCGCCUGCGGCGUGCGUGCGCAGGAACAGCGGUGACUACGAGCCUGGCCCCCGCCCGACAGCAUGUUGAC